CUGAAACAAAAAAUUUCUGCAUCUGAUGUCAAAUCACUUAUAGUAGUAUCUAAAUUAACUCUAUCUGGAGAACCAGUAGGGCAUUUACCAGUCCUAAGUCUGAGUAAAGGAGGACUGUUGGACUGUACGUUUGGUAUCUGUAUUUCGUAAAAGUGAAUCUAUCUACAGAAUCGCCAACCGGAAGAGAUCAAUAAAGUUUUGUUUUAAAAGGCAAAGAGUCUUCAAAAGAAAACAAGCAAGUAAAUAAGAACUUUAGGACUGAAAAGUGAAAAUAUGCGGAAGACUUGACAGUUAUAGCAGAAUAAGCUGCAGCAGAAGGAUGUGUAGAAGAACUGUAUGAUAUGACUAAGUUAGCAGAGAAAUACAGUAGACCAGAAGAACCGAUCAAGAACAAAGAAGGAAAAUUGACUGGUAAGGAUCAACAGCAUCAGAACAGGGGGAUAGUGGACCAGGAAAAGCUCUUGAAUAAAGGAGUUUCAAUAAAGCAGCGCGCAUAGACUUCUUUUUAGAUGUUAACCCACCAACAAAAAAUUAAAUUGACAGGGCCUUCAGAUGAAUCAAGAAUGACGAGACGGCAGGAACAGAUAGCAUACCAGUUGAAGCACUGAAGUCAGAUAUAUAGGCAACCGAAAAGAUGUCCCACCUUCUCCUGAGGAAUUUUGGAGGAACAAUAAUUGCCAUCAAACUGGAAGAAUAGUUACCUCACAAAAUACCAAAGUAAUGAGAUUUAGGUGAGUGCUAAAACUACAGAAGGAUCACAUAACUGUUAACACCAGUUACAUUUUUAAUAGACGCUUAGCUAACUGAAUGAAAGUCUCAGUAGACGUCCAACUUCGAGAUCAACAAGUCGGUUUUCUUAAUGGACGAUCAUGUACCGAUCAACUGGUGAUAAUGCGGAUGAUCAUUGAAUAUUCAAUUGAAUGAAAGCCAUCAUUAAACACCAACUUCCUUGGUUAGGACAAAGCAUGGAUAGAAGUAAUCUUGUAGAAUCCCUUUUAACAGCAUGGAAUAACUGAAAAGACUGUCACCAGCAUACCAAACUCUCAUGAGGGACUGAAUUACAAAGUUGCUUAUGGCGGGCGGCUUGCCGAUACCUUUCAAUCGAUCACUGGAUUCAGACGUGAGUGACUGCCUUCGCCUUCUCAUUUUUGGCCAGCUGUUGACUGGAUUACGAUGACCACAUUCCAGAGGAAGUACAGAUACAGUGGACGGCUUGGAUGGAGCUGGAUGAUCCGAAUUUUGCAUAUGGCUUGACUCCUUCACAAUUUACACAGCAAAAAAUAUGUGCUAAAAAGGUCAUCGUAGUAGUGGCCGCCACAGAAGUUUGGCUAAACACUUACAACAGUAGAACGAGAUCGUUAUGCUCAACCAAAUCACAUUUGAUUGGGAAGUUCUGAGAUAGCUGAGAGAACUUACAUGCCUGGGCAGAAUCAUUCAUAAACAAGCAGAAUCUAAUGCAAAUAUCACUAGACCAAUCAGCAGAGGAAGGGCAACAUCCCUACAACUUAAAACUAUCUGGAACUCAAAACAAUUGUUCCCCAUGACCACAGAAUUCUCAUCAUUGACGUAAAAAUAGUACUAUUUUAUGUGAAUGAAACUUGAUGGACUUCCACUACCAUCAAAAUUACAUUGGUAUUUAUAAACUUCUAACUAUGAGAGACAUCAUAGUGAACAAAAACUCAGAUGGGGAGAACCAAUUUAUUAUUUCAUUCAAACGUACACGGGGUAUUCGUAAAAUAUGAAAUCUAUACAGUAAAUACAUUAUGUGCACAUCUUUCAGUUGUCCUUUACACGCUUGAUGAUUCUUCCACUUCUGUUGUUAUUACAAUUGCUCACUGUUCCUCUUCCCAUUCCAUUCAAUUUAAUCUUCUUCUGACAGGCGGUUCACUUCCAAUUACUACCACAUACUACGUAUAUCUGUCAAUAUGAGUAGCAUACACCAUAAUACUUCAAGCACAUUCGCCAGAGACCAUCAGUAAUAAACUGCUUUGGAAGACAACACAUCAGUUGAUAGCUGAGGAGGAAAUUAGGAAUAGACAAUGGAGGUGAAAAUGACAACUCACAAGAUGAACCCUAACUUCUAAUCCUCAAUGCAAAAGAAAAGAGAUAGAAAGAUGAACAUUUAUCGCGCGUAAAUGGAGGCAGACAUGUAGACCAUGAAUACCAUUUGGCUUCAACCGGAGAGUAGAGUUCAGGACAAAGUUGGUUAGAGAUCCAGCGAGCGGAGGAACAAACUCAAUUAAGCAAAUAUCAAAAUUACAACUUGAUCAGCAAACGUCAAUCAACAUUGUAAACUAGAAUCUCAUAAUAAUAGUUCGUACCUAGCAAACAAUCUAUACAUUAUAUGUCAGAAUAAAUAACGAUUUAAACUGCGAAAAUUUAUUGUUGAAUUAUGACAUUUGAGUAUAUGUUGUCCUGAAUAAAGUAGUAACAGGAUCGAGUGUCUUAACUGUCAUCAAUAUUACAUUUCCAGAGAACCUGUUUCAAUCGUAUGCAAACAUCUAUCUUGAUUAAGUUUGAGCUUCAUUUUAACAGAGAAGCACAGCAAUCCAGCUUGUAAUAACUAUCUACUAAAUACUUUUAUGUCAUCAAAAUGUACUCCAAUUAUUCUUGACCUUCUAUGUCCGACAUAUAAGGCCGGAUGAAAAAGUUUCCUGCUUCAUCGCAAUCAGUUUGUAGACCGUUUGAUCUACUCAAUUGCAGCUAAUUUUAACAUCAUAAAACAUUAUAAAGUCAUUAAAAUUCGCUUAUCUUUUUCUCUUUUAGAUUUCUUAAAAAUGCUUGGGAAUGCGUUAAAGAUUACUAUCUUACUGAUAGCUUGGACUAGUCACUGUUCGGCACAAUUCGACCUAAAAAACUAUCCCGACUUAUCAGGAUAUUAUGGUGAGGAUCCGUCUGAAGAACUCGUCAAAUCUAAACUAAAAGAUUCAGAACUAUAUGAUCGCUAUAGAAUAAGACGUCAUUUUAUGCCUCAACGAUUUGGAAAAAGAUACACAAGAUUUGUGCCACAACGUUUUGGUAAAAGAUUAUACGUUCACUAUUAUCAACAACAAAAAAAGGAAACGAUAGUUGAAUGUCCUUAAAAUCAAAUGGUCUAUUAAAUUGUUAACUACCGUGGUGGAAACAAAAAUACGUGACCUAUAUAGUCAUUGUUCGUUUAUUAUAAUUGAAUGAAGACAUUUAUGAUAAAUCAGAAAAUAACUAAUAGAAAUGAAUAAAACUGACAUUAAAAUGUGUAAUUGAUGCUUCUGCAGAAACGAUGAAUCGGUGAAUUUUC
This is a messenger RNA of Schistosoma spindalis, 3277 nucleotides long. NCBI's taxonomy places the organism in Eukaryota, Metazoa, Platyhelminthes, Trematoda, Strigeidida, Schistosomatidae. The record is from the annotation of a GenBank genome assembly.